Molecule: messenger RNA, 3530 nt
Organism: Mauremys mutica (yellowpond turtle)
Lineage: Eukaryota; Metazoa; Chordata; Testudines; Geoemydidae
Gene: YTHDF1
Product: YTH N6-methyladenosine RNA binding protein 1
Exons: 5
Coding region: 409-2091 (560 amino acids)
Biological process (GO): mRNA destabilization
Cellular component (GO): cytoplasm
Molecular function (GO): mRNA binding; N6-methyladenosine-containing RNA reader activity
Source: RefSeq, a predicted model, not a curated record
ACGUCACCGCCGCCCGGUCCCCGCCGCCAUUGGAGUCGGAGGGUCUCUCGCUCCAUCCCGGCUCGGGGCCAGCGCGGGGACAGGCCGCGGGGCGCGGAGCGAGGGGCGGGCGGGGAUGUGAGGAGAAGGGCCGGCAGGGCGAGAAGCGACCGGACCGCCGCCCCGCCCCCCUCCCCUCCCCCGGGGGGCCCCGCCUGAGGAGAGCGACCCCCCCCCCCACGGGGCCCCGCCUUGCACGCCGAGCCGGCCCCUCCCCUCCCCCAGGCCCGGUCCGGAGCGCCCCUCGCCAGGCCCCGGGGACAGGCGCUCCCUCCCCCGCGUUCUCCCCGCGCGCCUCCCCUCCGCGCGGAGGGGCCCGGGCCCUGCCCCUGCCCCGCUCCCUGCUCACCACGGGGGCCCCGUACAUGAAUGAUGUCGGCCACAAGCGUUGACCCUCAGCGACCGAAAGGACAAGAUAAUAAAGUACAAAAUGGUUCAUUGCAUCAGAAGGACACAGUUCACGACAACGAUUUUGAACCUUACCUUUCUGGACAGUCAAAUCAGAAUAAUAGCUAUCCAUCAAUGACUGAUCCCUAUUUGUCCAAUUAUUAUCCACCAUCUAUUGGGUUUCCCUAUUCUCUCAGUGAAGCACCGUGGUCUACUGGAGGAGAUCCUCCUAUCCCAUACCUCACCACCUAUGGACAGCUCAGUAAUGGAGACCAUCAUUUUAUGCAUGAUGCUGUUUUUGGACAGCCUGGGGGUCUGGGAAAUAACAUCUACCAACACAGAUUUAAUUUUUUCCCUGAAAAUCCUGCUUUCUCAGCUUGGGGAACAAGUGGAUCCCAAGGACAGCAGACUCAAAGUUCAGCUUAUGGGAGCAGUUACAGCUACCCACCUAGUUCACUGGGUGGUACUAUUGUGGAUGGACAAACAGGAUUUCAUAAUGAUACUUUGAAUAAAGCACCUGGAAUGAAUAGUAUUGAACAGGGAAUGGUUGGACUUAAGAUUGGUGGAGAUGUAACAACUUCUGCUGUGAAAACAGUAGGUUCUGUUGUCAACAGUGCUGGAAUGACAGGUGCUCUUCCUGGUAAUGGUGGAUCCAGUGUAAACUUGCCAGUAUCUAAACCAACCUCUUGGGCUGCUAUUGCCAGCAAGCCUGCAAAACCACAGCCUAAAAUGAAAACAAAAACUGGGCCUGUAAUUGGAGGAGCUUUGCCUCCGCCACCUAUAAAACAUAAUAUGGACAUAGGUACUUGGGAUAAUAAGGGUCCUGUGGCAAAAGUUCCUGCUCCCCAACAGAUCCCAUCUCCUCAAUCUGUCCCACAGCAACAAAUGGUUCAGCCUAUUCCAGCUCAACCUCCUCCAUUGACCCAGCCACAGUAUCAAAAUCCUCAGCAACCACCCCAAAACCGCUGGGUGGCUCCCCGCAACAGAAAUGCAGCUUUUGGCCAAAGUGGAGGAACUGGUAAUGAUAGCAACUCAACUGGCAGUACCCAGCCUAACUCUGUCCCAAGUGGUGAAUCCCAUCCCGUUCUUGAAAAACUGAAAGCUGCUCAUAGCUAUAACCCGAAAGAUUUUGAAUGGAAUCUUAAAAAUGGACGUGUGUUCAUAAUAAAGAGCUAUUCUGAGGAUGAUAUUCAUCGUUCCAUUAAAUAUUCUAUUUGGUGUAGCACAGAACAUGGCAACAAACGCUUGGACAGCGCUUUCCGAUCCAUGAAUAGUAAGGGCCCGGUCUACUUACUGUUCAGUGUUAAUGGUAGUGGACAUUUCUGUGGAGUAGCAGAAAUGAAAUCACCUGUGGACUAUGGCACUAGUGCUGGCGUCUGGUCUCAGGACAAAUGGAAGGGGAAAUUUGAUGUCAAAUGGAUCUUUGUGAAGGACGUGCCCAACAACCAGCUCCGACACAUCAGGCUGGAGAACAAUGACAACAAACCAGUUACAAACUCCCGUGACACACAGGAGGUGCCCUUAGAAAAAGCAAAACAAGUGCUUAAAAUUAUUGCUACUUACAAGCACACAACCUCCAUCUUUGAUGACUUUUCCCAUUAUGAAAAGCGCCAAGAAGAGGAGGAGGUGGUGCGGAAGGAACGGCAGAAUCGAAACAAACAAUAAGAAUAAGCGUAUACAAUUUGCUAUAUAUAAUAGAACUGAUAUUAAAUUUGACCAUGAAAAACAAAUCUUAAAACGUAAUCUGGUGCUAUAUCCUGGCAUCAGGACAAACUAAAGCUUUCAGCUCCAAUAUUUCUUCUUGUACAGGGGGAAUUUAGUUGUUGCAUCUUUAAGUACAUUGUAGUUUGUUUUUGCCCAGGUGGAUCUGCAUUAAUUUGUAUCUUUUCUAUGUAAAAUGCUAUAGAAUCCAUUAAUAAAGAUGUAUCUGUUUUUAUUUUUUAAGUUAGUAAACAAUUAUACUGACCUAAUAUGGAACUAUAAAUGAGCAUCCUAAAAAUGUCAGUGUUUCCCAAAGACUUUAUUUUGGCACAGAUUAUGUUCCUAUUCUGAUAUUCACCAUAAUUUUGUAUGACAGAAUUUCUCUGUUCAUCCCAAUCCCUGUUUCUUCAUGGCAAUCAUAAGAAACCAUUGAGUUUUGUCACUUUAAGAAUGUUGUUUAAGAGAAAUACUGCAUUCAGAAUAUUGAAAUGAAAAUUCAAGUUAAGAUCACUUUUUAAUUGAAUUGUACAAUUAUACUUUUAAAAAUGCUAACAUGCCACUUGGAUUUUUUUCUGUCUCCAAGAAAAUCAAAUUGUCAGUGAAACUGUUUAACUCUGAAAAUAUUUCCCUUUCACAUUCUGUUAACCCAGUGCUUCAGUGUGCAUUUGUUAUACCCAUAUCCUGCAGAGAGUUAGUGAGGUGCUUUCUCUCAGCCAUAAUUCUGCUUUAUUGUUUUUGUAGCUUAAUAAUUAAAUAAUAAUGUAAAUGCUAUCAACAUUGCAGGGUUUUUGGACAGUGUGUUUAAACCUGUUUCCGCUUUCAGGUGUUAUUAGUUAAUUGCAGAUCAUUUUUAAUCUUUCCCUUUCUUUUCCCCCCAAAAUCCCAAUGCCAUUUAAAGUUUUUAUACCAAUAAUGCUGAGCUUUAACGUAGAAACUAAUAGUAUGGACAAUAUGAUGGAUUAUGCCUCAGAUGUUUAAAAUCGACUGUGUAUGUCUAAUUUUUUUUUCUGUUGGAUGAGUAAAAAAAAUGUUUUAAGAAACUGAAUUUGCUGUCAUGUUUUUGUGGAAUAAGGGAACCGUUGAAGAACUCGUCACCAACUGGAGUUUCAAUUAAGCAUGAAAAUUGUGCUCAUGCCUGUUGCUCUAGCACACUGAAUCUGCACGUGUUUAUUGUAGAGGAUCUUUUACUAUAUUAGAAAGCAAAUAUCGUCUUCUGAAAACUAUUUACUCCAAAAGGACCUCUGAUUUAAAUAAAGUUUAAGCUGUAUCAUUUAGACUUGUAUUUAGAACGUAUAACUUUGUCUCUGGACUGUCACUGCCUGUAAGGACUCAUGGACAGCAUCAGAUUAACUUUUUUCCUCUAGGAGAAUACAAGCCUUAAUAAACAAUACAUAUUUAGCAAG